GUAUCCACGGAGGAGGCCAUUUCAGAAAAUGAUAGUAUACAAGUUUAAUUUGUAGUUAAUUUUUUUAGAUUUUUUAAUGUAUAAAUAAUUUGAUUAGUUGAUGAUUAAAAGAAAGAUAUGAAAGAGAUAGAGGGAGAAGUAGAGAGCAGAGGUAUGUAAGAAAAAAGGGCAUGGAUUUGGAGAAAAUCACAGUGAGAGAAGAAGAUUUGGGGUUUCCUUGUUGAUUUUUGUUGAACUGAAAUAGGCUUGUUCAUGGAGUUUUGAGACUUGAGAAUUGGGAACGAGAUCGCAUCUGUUGUUGGCAGCAGAAUCGGAGGAGAGAGAGAGAGAGAGAGAGAGAGAAGAGAGAGAAGAGCGUUGAGAUUGGUGUCUAAAACGACAUCGUUCCGAUUCAUCUCCUUUCCCACGCACGCGAUGUGGCUCCAUCGUAGCCAUGCAAUCUUUCCAUUAUUGAAGUGGAACACUGCAAUUGAAGCCUGAGAAUUGACACGCCGCCCCAAGCUCGGCCGCUCUAUAACCGUUUCAAGAUGAUACUUACUUUUUAGGCACAAGGAAAGGGAUUACCAAUUUCCCACUUCCCGGUUACAGGAUGAGUGGGAUCAACAACAUGAUGAAGUAGACUCGAAACCGGAGAAGAAAAAUAAACAAAAAGAAAAAAAAAAAUAAAUUAGCCGAUCUGUGCAGAAUUGGAAGGCAUGUCUAACGCAUUGGUGAAUGGGCUGGCGGGAGCUGGUGGCGGUAUCAUCGCCAAGCUCGGCCGCUCUAUAACUGUUUCAAGAUGAUACUUACUUUUUAGGCAGAAGGAAAAGGGAUUACCAAUUUCCCACUUCCCGGUUACAGGAUGAGUGGGAUCAACAACAUGAUGAAGUAGACUCGAAACCGGAGAAGAGAAAUUGACAAAAAAGAAAAAAAAAAUUAGCCGAUCUGUGCAGAAUUGGAAGGCAUGUCUAACGCAUUGGUGAAUGGGCUGGCGGGAGCUGGUGGCGGUAUCAUCGCCCAGAUCAUCAGUUAUCCCCUCCAAACGGUGAAUACGCGCCAACAGACUGAGAGAGUUGCCAAGACUAAGAGAGGAGGGCGCUCGCCCCCUGUUGCAGGCGGAACACUUGUUCAAAUUUUCAAGGUGGUGAGAGGCGAAGGAUGGGGAGGGCUUUACAGCGGCCUGAAGCCUUCUCUGCUUGGAACAGCUGCUUCACAGGGAAUUUAUUACUAUUUUUAUCAGGUUUUCAAAAACAAGGCUGAGGCUAUUGCGAUUGCCCAUAGAAACAAUGGACGUGGGGACGGUACUGUUGGCAUGUUUUCUUGGCUUGUUGUGGCAGCUAUUGCUGGGUCCUUCAAUGUUUUACUGACAAACCCAAUAUGGGUUCUUGUGACCCGUAUGCAGACACAUACUCAAGCGGAAAGGAAAGUCGUUGAGGCAAAAAGGGAGGCUCUGCUGAUGGAAGCUUCUGAAAUCAAUUUCAUAGGUUCUACUUUGCAAGAUAAAUUGGCUCAACUUGAUUCAACAAAACCUAGCCCCUAUGGAACAUUGCAUGCGGCACGUGAGGUUUAUAAUGAAGCAGGAAUUACUGGAUUUUGGAAAGGCAUCAUCCCCACUCUAAUCAUGGUAUGCAAUCCGUCGAUCCAAUUCAUGAUUUAUGAGAGCUCCUUAAAGCAUCUGAGGGCCAAACGUUCCUCUAACAAACAGGGUAUAAAUAAUGUUACUGCCUUGGAGGUUUUUUUAUUGGGGGCCUUGGCAAAACUGGGAGCAACUAUGUCAACAUACCCCUUGUUGGUUGUCAAGUCCAGGCUUCAAGCAAAGCAGGAAAUUGGUGGAAACAUGUUAAGAUAUUCAGGUACUUUUGAUGCAAUUAUGAAGAUGAUCCGUUUUGAAGGGUUGUCCAGCUUUUACAAGGGGAUGAGCACAAAGAUAGUACAGAGUGUUUUUGCAGCCUCAGUACUUUUUAUGGUUAAGGAAGAGCUUGUUAAGGCUUUUGCGGUGCUCGCAGAUAAAUGCCAGAAAUUUCGAUUGAAUAUUGUGAAAUGAUUCCUUUGGCUUGUAUAAAAACUAAAUGCACUGUUCUUCUGGUCUCUUCUUCAUUCGCAAUAAAUGAAUGUUGUUUUACGUCAGUUAUGAUAGUGCUUAAUGCUCAACAUGACUAAGAGAGAAGAAUACUGAAGAGUUGCAAGUCCAUUGAUGAAUAUAAUCUGAACCU
Messenger RNA from Camellia sinensis, 2192 nucleotides. Its product is annotated as peroxisomal nicotinamide adenine dinucleotide carrier. Lineage: Eukaryota; Viridiplantae; Streptophyta; Magnoliopsida; Ericales; Theaceae. The record is from RefSeq and is a predicted model, not a curated record. Gene Ontology annotation, biological process: nucleotide transport; transmembrane transport.